Messenger RNA from Melitaea cinxia (Glanville fritillary), 2725 nucleotides. RefSeq names its product spermatogenesis-associated protein 20. Gene Ontology annotation, biological process: carbohydrate metabolic process. Lineage: Eukaryota; Metazoa; Arthropoda; Insecta; Lepidoptera; Nymphalidae. The record is from RefSeq and is a predicted model, not a curated record. The coding region runs from base 26 to 2521 and encodes 831 amino acids. The transcript is spliced from 8 exons.
UAUUGUUGUUAAGUCAAAUGGUCAAAUGUCAAUUGUCAACAAAACUAUAAUAAUAGUAAAUAAUGUCAUAUGUCGUGCUGUUUUGUUAUUGCGACGUUUGUCGACUGGUGAUAAUAGAUUAAAAAGUAUACAUUUGAACCAUAAUACUACGAAGGAGUCUUUAUUUACUAACCUGGUGUGCUUACAUCGGGAUUUAAACUUUAACAAAAGAUUAUCUUGUUUUGGACAUUCUAACAUCUCAAAACCACAACUUACAAGAAGUAUUAGCGACAAUAUAAUCAAAAUGUCUACAAGUAACACAGAUUCUACCCAAACUGAAAAACCAAAACACACCAACAGAUUGAUUACCGAAAAGUCACCUUAUUUGUUGCAACAUGCCCAUAAUCCUGUAGACUGGUAUCCAUGGUGCCAAGAGGCCAUAGAUAAAGCUAAGAAAGAAAACAAACUUAUAUUUCUAUCUGUGGGGUAUUCUACUUGCCACUGGUGCCAUGUAAUGGAAAAGGAAUCAUUUGAAAAUGAGGAUGUGGCCAAAGUAAUGAACGAGCACUUUGUCAAUAUAAAAGUAGAUCGAGAGGAGAGACCUGAUUUAGACCGUGUUUAUAUGCUUUUUGUAAUGGCAACUUCAGGGGGAGGUGGAUGGCCAAUGUCUGUUUUUCUUACACCAGAUUUACGACCAGUAACAGGUGGCACUUAUUUCCCACCAGAAGACCGCUGGGGACGACCUGGUUUUAAAACAGUCUUGCUUUCCCUAGCAAAAAAAUGGAAAGAAAACCAAGCACAGUUCCUUGAAGCUAGCAACAAUAUUAUGAAUGCAUUAGAGAACAUUGCUAAAGUUGAUGUAGAGGCUUCAUCAGUACCUGGCGAGGCAACAUGGAAUAAAUGUGUACGACGAUAUAUGUCGUCAUAUGAACCAGAGUUUGGAGGAUUUGGGACUGCUCCCAAAUUUCCACAAGCAUCCAUAUUUAAUUUUUUAUUUCACUACUAUGCACGAGAUAAAAAUAAUGCUGAGGGGAAAAAAUGCUUAGAAAUGUGCUUGUACACUUUGACUAAAAUUGCUAAAGGCGGAAUUCACGAUCAUGUUUCCAGUGGAUUCGCUCGUUAUUCUGUAGAUAAUCACUGGCAUGUUCCACAUUUUGAAAAAAUGCUUUAUGAUCAAGCGCAAUUGAUGAUUGCUUAUACAGAUGCUUACCUUGCAACAAAAAACGAGUUUUUUGCAGAGGUGGUACGAGAUAUCGUAAAAUACGUAAACAGAGAUCUACGACAUGAUUCCGGAGGUUAUUACAGUGCAGAAGAUGCCGACUCAUAUCCAACUUUCGGUGCACCUCAUAAGGAAGAAGGAGCAUUUUGCGUAUGGGAGUAUAAUGAAAUAAAAUCCCUCCUAGGAGACAAACACAUUGGAGCUAUUUCUUAUCUAGACAUUUUUUGUGAUUACUUUGGCGUUACAGAGAGUGGUAAUGUAUCACCUGGAAGCGAUCCUCACGGAGAACUUACAAAUAAAAAUGUUCUUAUUAUAUAUGGCAGUAAAGAAGAAACAAUGUUGAAUUUUGGAAUUUCUCAAAAACAAUUUGAGAAUGUAAUAUCUGAAUGCAUUAAUAUUUUGUAUGAAGAGCGAUUAAAGCGACCUCGGCCACAUCUAGACAGUAAAAUCUUGUGUUCUUGGAAUGGGCUUAUAAUAGCAGGAUUAGCACAAGCUGGACAAGGUUUAGGAGAAAAGUCUUUUGUUGACGAUGCUAUUAAUACAGCAGAAUUUAUAAAAGAACAUAUGUAUGACCAUAACAAUAAAACACUUCUCCAUUCAUGUUACAGAGGUGAUAAAGGUGAUAUUGUUCAAACUAAUCAACCUAUUCAGGGCUUUUUGGAUGACUACGCUUUUCUAAUUAAAGGCUUACUGAAUUUGUAUGAGGCAUCCCUUGAUUUAAAAUGGCUAAAUUGGGCGCGGGAAUUACAAAUUAAGCAAAAUGAACUAUUUUGGGACCAUGAAAAUGGUGGAUAUUUCACCUGUUCCACUGAGGAUAGUACCGUCGUUUUGAGGUUAAAAGAAGAUCAAGAUGGUUCAGAACCUUCAGGCAACAGUGUUUCUUGUCACAACUUGCAACGUCUCGCCGCGUACUCAGACAAGAAUGUGUCGCCUGAAGGAGGAAAAGACGAGAUGGAAAUGGCAAAGAAACUGCUAAUAGCAUUUUCAAAGCGUUUGAACGAAUCUCCUACGGCACUGCCCGAAAUGAUGUCGGCGCUAAUGUUUUACAAUGAUUCUCCUACUCAGGUGGUGAUCGCGGGCGGCGGCGCGGACCCGCGCACGCAGGCGCUGGCGCGCGCCGUGCGCUCGCGCCUGCUGCCGGGCCGCGUGCUGGCGCUGGCCGACCCCGCCGCCGCCGACGCGCCCGCCGGUAUGUCCGAGGCGCUGAUGGCGCGCAUCCGCGCUGCUGGAGACGUGCCCACAGCGUACGUGUGUCGCCGCUACGUAUGCUCUUUGCCCGUCACAGACGUCAAGCAGCUUGAAGAUUUACUUGACAAAGCGUAAAUAACUAACAUAAAUAAAAAAAAAAAACUUCCGGACUAACUUUUAUUUAUUAGUAAUGUUGUUUAACUCACCGAGCACAUCGAAGUAUCGUCUACUAGAAGCAGUAUAACGUAUUUACACUAAUAUUACUAAAAUAAUAUGUUAGUCUGGCUAAUGAAAGUAGAAACUGAAAAACGCGCCAAAUAAAUAAAAAAAUAUCAGCAU